AUGGCACCGUGGCGCCGUGGAAUGCGCAACCGCGGUUCAAGAUUUGAAAGAGGCAACGGUUGGCGCGGAGGAAGGAGAGGAAGGGGGAGACCGUGCUCCAACAACGCAGAACGGUCUUCUAAUGGGAAUGGCGAGCGACCAUCAAGGCCAGAGGACACGUACGAGCAAGAAGAAGCUAGAGCCGACUACAUUGCCUGGAAAAGAAUUAUCAAGACUCCACCUCGACAGCACGAUGAGAAGACGGUGGACCGGCUUUGGAAUGGUGCUCUUCCGAUUUUGAAUGGCGGCGAACGAGAGUGGAAGCAGAUGCUCCCAAGAGAUCUGGUGCAUGAAGAAUCUUUUGGUCUGGAGCACGUCGGGACCUUACUGGCCAUGCGGACAAGUGUAGGAGGUCCCGGUGCAUUCGUUCAGCUGAUUCGACCCUUUGUCCUGGUUAUCACGCACUGGGCAUUCUUAGAUUGCCUUUCUGUCGACACUUUUGUGGGAGCAUUGUACACCUUCAUAGGUGGCACGAACGGGACAAGGGCGGUUCCUUUCUUCCAAAAUCUCUGCUGGACGCUGGUCAGUGUACAUGUCGAUAAAAUCUUCAUGACAGCAGCCUCCACGAUUGACACAACACUGGUCGCCGUUUCAACUGCCCUUCGCGAACUUUUGAGGAGGGAGCCCAGAGCGAGAUUCAACGAUGAUCUUCCAACACUGAUUGACACGUGGAAAACACCGUGCAGGUGA
This is a messenger RNA of Capronia coronata CBS 617.96, 729 nucleotides long. RefSeq lists its product as uncharacterized. The transcript has a single exon. NCBI's taxonomy places the organism in Eukaryota, Fungi, Ascomycota, Eurotiomycetes, Chaetothyriales, Herpotrichiellaceae. Bases 1 to 729 code for a protein of 242 amino acids. The record is from RefSeq and is a predicted model, not a curated record.